This is a messenger RNA of Sinocyclocheilus rhinocerous, 930 nucleotides long. RefSeq names its product protein TsetseEP-like. Lineage: Eukaryota; Metazoa; Chordata; Actinopteri; Cypriniformes; Cyprinidae. The transcript is spliced from 4 exons. The record is from RefSeq and is a predicted model, not a curated record. The coding region runs from base 1 to 768 and encodes 255 amino acids.
AUGUAUCGUUGUACUCCAGUUCUUGCCUCUUGUUUUCCAGAUGGCCCCUUGUCCUGUCCUUAUGCAAGCCAAAAUCCAAACCCGCCAGUGGUAGCAAAGUGCAACUUGACUGUUCUGCUGUCUUUGAAGAAUGUAUCUGGGCUAGUUAUCCAAAAGGAGUCCAGCCCUCUCCCUGUCAAGGAGUCAGGCACUUUACCCGCUGAGGUUGAUGGGAAGCUGACUGAGUCUAGCCCUCUGCCUGCUGAGGAGUCCAGUGUUAUCCCAACUGGUGGAUCUAGCACUCUGCCUGCUGAGGAGUCCAGCCCCCAGCCUGCCAAGGAGCCCAGCCCUCACCCAGUUGCGGAGUCCAUCCCCCAGCCUGCCAAGGAGUCCAUUCCUCUCCCAGCUGCAGGGUCCAGCUCCCACCCUGCUGAGAAGUCAUGUGCUCAGCCCACCAAGGAGCCCAGCCCUCACCCAGUUGCGGAGUCCAUCCCCCAGCCUGCCAAGGAGUCCAUUCCUCUCCCAGCUGCAGAGUCCAGCCCCCAGCCUGCCAAGGAAUCCAAUGUUAUCCCAACUGGGGGAUCUAGCUCUCUGCAUGCUGAGGAGUCCAGGCCCCAGCCUGACAAGGAGCCCAGCCCUCACCCAGUUGCAGAGUCCAGCCCCCAGCCUACCAAGGAGUCCAGUGCAAUCCCAACUGGGGGAUCUAGCUCUCAGCCUGCUGAGGAGUCCAGCCCCCAGCCUACCAAGGAGUCCAGUGCUAUCCCAGCUGGGGAACCUAGCCCCACAUAGUUGCAGAAUCCAGCACUCUCCCAUCAAUCUCAGGGGGCAAGUUGACUGGGUCCAGCCCCCAUCCAGUUGUGGAGUCCAGUGCUCUCCCCACCCAGGAGUCUAGUCCCUACCCUGCCAAGGAGUCCAUCCCUCAAUGUGUCAUUACCUGCCUGCUGGGAACCU